AUGCGAAAUCGUGUUCCCUUUGCGUUCAUCGUUCCCUUGUGCUUCCUUCUUCUUCCGCCGAUCAACGUGAUAUCGGCGGGAAUCGAAAAUGUGUUGGAUGGACACGAAUCUAAGGCGUACGAAAAAUCGAUUUUUCCAGGAAACGAUGAAAAUAACGGACAAUCAUCGAACGAGGCGUUGAAUAAUUUAUCAGAAACGGCGGGGCUGAACGAAGACAGAACGAAUCGUGACAAGGAUUCAGGAAAAGCAGACGGUUCGGUUAGUCAAGUUCGGUGCUCGGAUUACGCGUUGACGGAGGAAAGGUUGAAAGAGAUCAGAUCCGAGUUGAUGUACUGGUUCUUCGACAAAGGGGGCGAGAAUAACGAAGGCGAUUACCUGAAGGAAAUUCGAGCUUCGACACCUCAAACGAAUAAGAAUUUCACUUUUCAACUGCCCUUCUUCGGGUUCAGAUUCGAUUACACCAGAGUAUCGAUGAACGGCUACUUAGAGUUCACCGACCCUCCAAAACAUUACACGUAUCCUCUCGUGUUCCCGGUCAAAUGUUGGCCGAAGGAAAACGAUCCCAGUUUCAUAGGGAUAUUUUUCAGUAAAUGUCGCAUAGGGGAAAUACGGCCAACAGACAGAGACCAGAGGAAGCCAGGUGUAUACUUUAGGAUCGAACGAGAUUUGCGAACGAGGAGAGACCAAUUCGGGGUCGAGAUGCGCGAACGUCUCAAGUGGGAUGUUCGCGAGGGUAUCACUGGCGCAGAAGCUUUCGUGCCAAAACACGCGAUCACCGUCACGUGGAAGAGCGUAUCGUUCAUGGGCGGUGUCGACGUGUCCCUUUACACCACCAACACUUUCCAAAUGGUCCUGGCAACUGACGAAACGAACACCUACGCGAUGUUUAAUUAUCCGGACAUUCGGUGGACCAGUCACACGGAGGCCGGUGGCGACACUGUGCACGGCGAUGGUGGCGUCUCAGCAUUCGUUGGUUUCAACGCUGGAAAUGGGACAGGAAGCUACGAAUACAAGCCUUACUCUCAAACCCCGUACAUACGUGAUCUAACCAGAACAGGAUGGGUAAACGGUUUUCCAGGACGACACAUGUUUAAGAUAGACGAAAAAAUAAUUCCUGCAGUUUGCAGCUAAAAUAUUGU
This is a messenger RNA of Apis florea (little honeybee), 1139 nucleotides long. RefSeq names its product protein mesh. The record is from RefSeq and is a predicted model, not a curated record. Gene Ontology annotation, biological process: cell-matrix adhesion. Lineage: Eukaryota; Metazoa; Arthropoda; Insecta; Hymenoptera; Apidae.